This is a messenger RNA of Aspergillus udagawae, 468 nucleotides long. RefSeq lists its product as uncharacterized. The transcript has a single exon. Bases 1 to 468 code for a protein of 155 amino acids. The record is from RefSeq and is a predicted model, not a curated record. NCBI's taxonomy places the organism in Eukaryota, Fungi, Ascomycota, Eurotiomycetes, Eurotiales, Aspergillaceae.
AUGUCCCAACGCAGCGCCGAAAGCAGAACCACAACAAGGACAAGGACACCAGCCUACCAAGCCCAGCGCCCCGCUUCCUCCCUCCUCAUCGCCUCCAAACGACCCCUCACGAAGCCCAGCCCCGUGCCCCAAACAAUAAACCCCAGCGUCCAUCCCGCCAGCGUCACCAUCAAACCCUCAUUGUCUUCGAUUACUACGGCUACAGCUACAGCUACAGCUACAGCAACUACAGACGACCGGUCAAAGGCGCAUACAGUCGAGGUGGAUCUGUCGCAGCCGCCGCAGCCCUUUCUUGAUCCCAGCGUGUGGGAGCGGAUGAAGGCCGUGGGGAGGGAUGCGUCGACGGGUCCGAGUGCCGAGCGGGAGGAAGAGGAGGGAGAGAGGAUGCGGCGGAGGGAGCGAGAGGCGGAGUUUGGGCAGAUGGCGGUGCGAGGGAGAAUGGGGGGAAUAGGGAGGCAGAGGAGAUGA